This is a messenger RNA of Populus trichocarpa (black cottonwood), 823 nucleotides long. Its product is annotated as 14 kDa zinc-binding protein. Lineage: Eukaryota; Viridiplantae; Streptophyta; Magnoliopsida; Malpighiales; Salicaceae. Gene Ontology annotation, cellular component: cytoplasm. Gene Ontology annotation, molecular function: adenylylsulfatase activity. The record is from RefSeq and is a predicted model, not a curated record. Gene Ontology annotation, biological process: sulfur compound metabolic process; purine ribonucleotide metabolic process. The transcript is spliced from 5 exons. Bases 121 to 624 code for a protein of 167 amino acids.
GGAGAAUAAUCCUAUUUUUAUUAUAUAAAAAAAAGCCUAAUGACAGUGACGUGGCAUCAUUCUCAGAGACAAAAAGAACCCAAAAGAAAGACCCAAUGCGGAAGCGACUAGUGAACAAGCAUGAGCUCAGCCAGUGAAAGCCCAGAUAAGGCCACUGCUAACAACCCUAUAAAGCACCCAAACAGCCGUAUCGCAGUCUUGACUUCUCACUUCACCACCACCAUGUCCUCCGAGAAAGACGCCGCUCUGGCCGCCGCUGCGGCGCCUCCCUCCGCCGAUUCCCCCACCAUAUUUGACAAAAUUAUCAACAAGGAGAUCCCAGCUAAAGUUGUUUAUGAGGAUGAUAAGGUUCUUGCUUUUAGGGACAUUGCUCCUCAAGCACCUACGCACAUUCUACUUAUUCCAAAAGUCAAGGAUGGUUUAACUGGACUAUCCAAGGCUGAGGAGAGGCAUUGUGAGAUUCUAGGCCAGCUGCUUUACACUGCCAAGCUCGUUGCAAAGCAGGAAGGGCUUGAAGAUGGUUAUAGGGUUGUGAUCAACGAUGGACCAAAUGGAUGCCAAUCUGUCUAUCACCUUCAUCUUCACCUCCUAGGUGGACGUCAAAUGAACUGGCCUCCUGGCUAAAGAUGGAUUUCGAGCACAAGGAGCCAAGCAGCGGGCGAAGAUUUUCAAUUUAUGGCUGUAUCAUUUGCCUCAUUGGGUAAAACCCAAAAACAGAUUUCAAGAACCAGUAUCUGGCAAUUUAUCUAAAUAAUGUUGAAAGAUAUUGUGAUGGAGUUGUGUUCAUCAGCUGAGCUACAAUGGCAAAAACUUAUUUAUGGAA